AAUGGUUCCUGGCUCGAGAAAUCCAAUGUGGGGAGAAGAGUUUAAUUUUUUUGUUGAUGCUCUUCCUGUCCAGAUUAGUGUCACAAUUUAUGACUGGGACAUAAUAUGGAAAAGCACAGUGCUUGGUUCUGUCAUUAUUCCUAUUGAAAAUGAAGGUCAAACUGGAGCUAUCUGGUACACACUAGAUAGCAUAUCAGGACAGGUUUGUCUUCAUAUUAAAACCCAGAAACUUCCGGUGACUUCUGGCAGGACUUUGAAUGGAUUCGCUGGAGUUGAUGCUCGAAGGAGGAUGUCUGCAGAGCAAGGACCUACAGUUGUUCACCAAAAGCCGGGCCCUCUACAAACCAUAUUUGAUCUUCUUCCAGAUGAGGCUGUUGAGCACAGUUACUCAUGCGCACUUGAGAGGUCUUUUCUAUAUCAUGGGCGAAUAUAUGUCUCUUCAUGGCAUGUUUGCUUCCAUUCAAAUGUAUUUUCUAAGCAAAUUAAGGUCGUUAUUCCCAUUGGAGACAUCCAUGAGAUAAAGAGAAGCCAACAUGCAUAUAUCAACCCAGCAAUAACAAUAAUUCUUCGCAUGGGAUCUGGUGGUCAUGGUGUACCUCCUUUAGGAAGUCCAGAUGGUAGAGUGAGGUACAAGUUUGCUUCCUUUUGGAACAGAAAUCACACACUUAGAGCCCUACAACGUGCUGCUAAGAACUAUCGGACAAUGCUAGAAGCUGAGAAGCAGGAGAAUGCUCAAUCAGCAUUGCGUGCUCACAGUAGCUCAAUUAGAAGUAGUCGAAAGCCUGUGGACAUACCAGAAGAAAAUGUAGCUGAGACUGGAAAGUUACAGGAUUUCGUCAAAGAGGAUGUUCUAGUUGGCAUAGUUAAUGAUACUUUCCCAUGCACAGCCGAGGAGUUCUUUACUUUGUUAUUUAGCGAUGAUUCAAAGUUUAUUGAUGAAUAUCGUUCAGCUAGGAAGGACACAAACCUUAACAUGGGCCAGUGGCAUGUUGCUGAUGAGUAUGAUGGCCAGGUUCGAGAGAUAACGUUUAGAUCAGUUUGCCAUAGCCCCAUGUGUCCUCCAGACACUGCAAUGACAGAGUGGCAACAUGCCGUUCUUUCUGCUGAUAAGACUUCUUUGGUUCUUGAAACUGUGCAGCAGGCACAUGACGUUCCAUUCGGGUCUUGCUUUGAGAUUCACUGCAGGUGGCUGUUGGAAACAACUUCAGAAUCUUCGUCUAAAUUAGAAAUAAAAGUUGGUGCCCAUUUCAAGAAAUGGUGUAUCAUGCAAUCAAAGAUCAAAACAGGAGCAGUUGAUGAGUAUAAAAAAGAGGUGGAGCUCAUGUUGGACGUUGCACGAUCAUAUCUCAUUAGAUCCAAGGGAUCCAAACAAGAGGUGAUGGAGGCAUCUUCUGCUCCGUUGGAAUCUCAAGUGUAGGAGCAACAACAAUUCAUAAAUGCUUGUUGGAUGCUUCCUCCGCAUUCCCUUUACAAAACCAAUUAUUCAUCACGUAUGACUAGAUGAUACACAGUUUAGUUCUCUGUCCGUGCUGCUAUUUAUUUCCAUUGCUAGCCGACCUUUUUGUUGGAGUUGCAGUGUGCGAUGUUCAUAGCUUCAUACCCUUAUCAUGCCUCCCUAUACUUAUAAUUUCAUUUUCAACUUUAAUGUACCUUCAGAACUCAAAAAAACAUUUUUACACAGUUGCUAGAUUGCAUCGUACUUAUGUAAAAUUUACUAUUUUGGUUAUAAGAGAAUUUUAUGGUGCCAAAGUGGAUUUCUUGUCAUGAAUA
Dendrobium catenatum is the source of this 1770-nucleotide messenger RNA. RefSeq names its product BAG-associated GRAM protein 1. NCBI's taxonomy places the organism in Eukaryota, Viridiplantae, Streptophyta, Magnoliopsida, Asparagales, Orchidaceae. The record is from RefSeq and is a predicted model, not a curated record. The coding region runs from base 2 to 1417 and encodes 471 amino acids. The transcript has 15 exons.